Messenger RNA from Brienomyrus brachyistius, 3145 nucleotides. RefSeq names its product serine/threonine kinase 32A (gene stk32a). The record is from RefSeq and is a predicted model, not a curated record. The transcript has 13 exons. NCBI's taxonomy places the organism in Eukaryota, Metazoa, Chordata, Actinopteri, Osteoglossiformes, Mormyridae. The coding region runs from base 365 to 1615 and encodes 416 amino acids. Gene Ontology annotation, molecular function: ATP binding; G protein-coupled receptor kinase activity; G protein-coupled receptor binding. Gene Ontology annotation, biological process: protein phosphorylation; G protein-coupled receptor signaling pathway; regulation of signal transduction.
CCUGGGCGGUGGUCACGUUUAUCAGCGUUUCACUGGCUUGUUGUUAUUGUGAUAUUGCUGGAUUCCAGUUACCCGGUGCCAGAGCUCACGUCUCUCUUGCAGUUCACCCAAGUUACAGAGAAAGCGGAACCACAUCCCAGGGGACUCAUCAGCGUAUCUCCCACUAGGCACGCGAGUUCAGCUGCUCCUCGCGACAAAGGCAGGGGGCUGAAUGAUGCUCGGGAGAACGAGUCGCUCCUCAGCUUCUAUUUAUUUGGAUAUACGUGUUUUCUGUGACAAUCCAGUGCGCCUGUACAGGUCGGAUUGCAGGUCCAACCCCGGACAAGCUUCGACUUGCCUGAGCUGUGGAUCCGUGUAGUGGCGGAUGAGCUGGGGAUUGGCACAGAACAGCAUGGGUCUCGGACAGUCCAGCAAGUCGGCAGCCGCCAGUCAGAGCGAAGAGGUCAAUUUCGAUCACUUCCAGAUCUUGAGAGCCAUUGGAAAAGGUACAUUCGGAAAGGUGUGUAUCGUGCAGAAGAAAGACACCAAGAAGAUGUACGCUAUGAAGUACAUGAACAAGCUGAAGUGUGUGGAACGCAAUGAGGUGCGGAACGUCUUCAAGGAGCUGCAGAUCAUGCAAAACCUGGAGCACCCCUUCCUCGUCAACUUCUGGUACUCCUUCCAGGAUGAGGAGGACAUGUUCAUGGUGGUGGACCUUCUCCUGGGAGGGGAUCUGCGGUACCAUCUGCAGCAGAACGUACGCUUCUCGGAGAGUACCGUGAAGCUGUACGUCUGCGAGGUCGCCCUGGCCCUGGACUACUUGCGGAGCAAACGCAUCAUCCACAGGGAUAUCAAGCCAGACAAUAUUCUUCUGGACGAACACGGGCACGCCCACCUGACGGACUUCAACAUCGCCGCCGUCGUAAAGGACGACCUGAGAGCCAGGUCACUCGCGGGGACGAAACCAUACAUGGCUCCAGAGUUGUUCCAGCCCUUUGACGCAACCCAUCCCGGUUACUCCUUCGCUGUGGACUGGUGGUCCCUUGGCAUCACCUCCUACGAGCUCCUACGUGGACAGAGGCCUUACGUCAUGCGGACCAGCAUGUCGUCCAGCGAAAUCCUGCAGGCUUUCCGCAGCCACCCCAUUUGCUACCCCUCUACUUGGUCCACGGAGAUGAAGUUCCUGCUCAGAAAGCUGCUGUGUCUCGACAUGGAUCGGCGUCUCUCCUGCCUGUCCGACCUGCAGGACCUGGAUUACCUGUCUGACAUCAACUGGGAUGCUGUACUCAGCAAACAGAUCAUCCCGAGUUUCCUUCCCAAUAGGAGGCGGCUGAACUGUGACCCCACCUUCGAGCUGGAGGAGAUGAUCCUGGAGUCAAAGCCCCUUCAUAAGAAGAAGAAGAGACUGGCAAGGAGGCUGCGCGACCAGCACGGGGCUGAGAACUCCCCCCAGAGCAACCAGCUUCAACAGAGACUGGAGAACAUUCAGAGGGAGUUCAUCGUCUUCAACAGAGAGAAGUUAAGAAGACUCCGAGUGGACGCAGACGUGAAGGACGUCAUCAGUAAUGAGAGGUGCAAGGACACGGAAGACGGACAGAACAAUAACGUGGUCCCCGCUACCUUCAAGUCGGGGUAACAGCUCGCGUGCGGCCCGUAGCAACACCGGUCCCAACAACCCACGAUUCCAUGGCCGUGCAUCGAAGCAAGACACCGUGAUGCCUCUCAUCCUCCCAGAGACCCUUUCCCUCCCCAUGCUGCUGGGGUUACCAGAGUCGCUCCCCCAGGGGGACUCAAGCCAAAAAAAAACAAUUGUUAGGGGAUAAGAGGUCUGAUUGGUCAUAGCAAGACAUCAGAGAAGAUACUAGGGCCUACCGGGUCACCAAUGGCAAUCUGGCGCAAGGUGCAGCAUGCUGGAGCUGCUCUGCUAUUGGCUGGCUGUCCUGCUGCGGCGAUCAUCACAAGCUGCCAGGAGAACAUCUGCAGGGUCGGCCUCCAACAGGAGGUUUCUCAACAGGAACUUAAAGGAACGGCGCGUGCGACACCGGACACCAGACUUGGGAUGUUCCCUGGCUUCGAGUAUGGGUAGUUCUGCGAAUAUUUGCCGCUGGCGAUCGCGUGGUGCAGGACGUGUUUAUGUGGUUCUCCACCUCCGCGGCUGAACGCCAGCUUUCAUUCCAGGCCAGCUUCCUGAAGAGAGCUGUCUGGAUUCAGGAGCCGAUUACACAGCUGCAUAUAAAAAUCCGAGUGAAUGAGUUAUUGAACAAAGACUGGGUGGAUUUAGAAAUUUAGACAGAGCCAAUGUCCAAUGAAGUUGUUUUCUUCUCCUGCUCUGCCAUUAAGGGCUAUCUGUCUGCGUGGCCUUCUGCUUCGCCUCGAAGCUGGAAGAGAAUCUGGUUUGAAAACAUCUGGACGUUGUUUUGACGUUUGCUGGUUGUGUUUCUCAUCGGUGAAUUCGCACCCCACAGGCGUGUGCUAAACCCGCUGAACCGAGGAGACAACGGAACAGUGGUAAAGACUUGACUGGCUAUUAAAUCCCAGACCCUGAAUAACGAUAUAGCCGAACGUCUCACCGUACAUUAGCUGACGAUGCCGAUGUACAUGAAUGAAAUCCAGCUAUGAGAAUUGCAGGUUACAGGGCCUGUAGCGUAUGAAUGCUAAGUUUACAGAUAUUAAUAAUAUGUACUGUGAAUGAAAACAAAUGUUGGAACAGAAGGGAACAUUACUAUGUGCAGUGCAGAUAUUUGCUAUUCUAAGGUGUACUUAUCCUGUCACAGAGCUAAAACAACCUGUUUAUAACCGUUAGCAGCUGUUUUUUGGUAGGACACUUUCAUAUAUAUGGGGCACCAUGCUGGCAUUGAGUCAUGUGACUUCUGUUGGCUAUUUGAUUGGCUGUCUCCUGGUGUGGACCCCUCAAAAGCAAACAUGAAAUGCGGGGAUGCUGCAAAGGCCUUUAUAGCAUAGCCGUUCUGAGGUGUGUGCGUCCUCGAUACACUAGUAGGCCACGUUGUGGCUCAUGGUCUGAAUGCAUUUGUUGAUGGAUGAUGAUAUGAAUGGAUUUUUUAGGACCACCAAGACUACUGCGUUUCUGGGUAACACUUUACUUGAGGCAAUGCUUUGAGCCAAUGUAAUGGUGUGAAAAUGUGCUAUACAAAUAAAAUUGAAUUGA